AAAAUGAUAUUUGUUAAAAGGAAUUUAGAUUGAACGAACAUGAAGUGGAUUGCAUGUCUCAAUAGAAAAUUAGAAGAUGCAGAAUAGAAACAUGGGUUUAUUAAUUAUAAGUAUUAUUUCUUUUAAACAAUUAAGUGUAGCCGUUGCUGUCCCAAUUAAUGGGAGUGAUUGACGGACAAAAUUUCAAUGGAGGAGAAGCCAUCAACACACCUCUACUUUGCGUUUCGCUGUCAUUCUUAUAAGGACAGGCAGCAUGUCAACUGUGUAGGCAACCCAUCUCUCUCUAUGAAACGUAUAUACCCAAAACCAAAAGGCAAGUAAAAGUGUUUCUCUCUUAGAAAAAGAUGGAGGAAGAUGGAGAGAUGAUGCCAUUUUGGCUGGAAACCUCCGACAGCCGGCGGCGGAAACGGCGGAAACCUUCAUCUUUCUUCUUAAACACCGGUAUCCUUAUCAUCCUCUUGCUAGUCAUUGCGUUUGCAUUUGUGUUGUUUAUCAUCCCUUCGUUUCUGUCUUUGACGUCCAACAUAUUCAAGCCUCAACUUGUUAAAAAAUCAUGGGAUUCCGUGAAUUUAGUCCUCGUGCUUUUCGCCAUAAUCUGUGGCUUCUUAAGCAAUAGCAAUAGUAAUAAUAAUACCCCAACCCCAACAUCUACUUACGAAGCUACUACCAGACCCAGUCCCAAACAUGUUGAUGAUCAUGUCCCAGGAUCAAACCCUUCAACGCCAAGUCAAUGGUAUGAUCGGACGGCUUAUAACUCAUUACAGAGGUUGAAAAGUAGCAGCUCGUAUCCAGAUCUACGGCAGGAAUAUUCUUCUUGGAUGGUGAACGGUGAUGAUCGCUGGAGGUUUUAUGAUGAUACUCAUUUGUAUAAUUACCGUAGUAGGUCAAGGCGACAGCAUGAUCAACAAGUCUAUAUUAAUAAUACCAAGGAUAUAGCUGUUGAUACAGUUCGCACGUCUCCACAGCCACCACCUCAGUCACAUCCGCCGCAGCUUCCUAAGGUAGUUAGAAGAAAACCUAAGUGGACUCAUUAUGAAGAUGCUAAAACCAAAGAGAGAAGUGAACAUAAGGAAGUAAUAUACAGUGAGAUGAAAAUCUUGCCACCAAUAGAUGACGAGCCGGAAAAGAGAAGUUCCAAUAGUGAGAAAAAGACAGGCGGUGGAGGGACUAAAGAAUUCUUAAUUUCCUUAAGAAGAAAAAAGAAGAAGCAAAGGCAGAGAAGCGUAGAAAACCUUGAGGAAUUCUUUAACCUUUCAACGCUUCCUUUAUAUCCAACCCCAUCACCUCCUCCUCCGCCUCCACCACCUCCACCACCGCCGUUACCUUCAUUUUACCAAAGCAUCGUUUCUUCCAAGAAAAGCAAAGCCAGAAAGCACCAUUCAAUGGAACCACCGGUAACAACCCAGAAGCCUCCUUUGCCAGUCAAGAUAAAUAACAUGAACAAUGUAGAAGAGAGCAUGGAAAGUGGGAAUGAAUCACCGUUAAAUCCAGUCCCUCCACCGCCACCUCCUCCACCGUUUAAAUUGCGGCCAUGGAAGUUCGAAGUGCAGGGUGAUUUUGUUAGUAUUAAUUCAGCGGAUUCGGAUGAUCCAUCAAGCGGUGAAGCGAGUCCGUCGGAUGUUAAAAGAAUGUGUGAAAUGGAGGGUGAAGAUUCAAGGGGAGGAGCUUUGUUUUGUCCAAGUCCAGAUGUAAAUACCAAAGCCGAUCAUUUCAUUGCAAGGUUCAGGGCCGGUCUGACGCUGGAAAAAAUAAACUCCGUUCGGGCGAGGUCUAAUCUUGGCCCAACCCCACCGUGAUUUAUGAGCCACAACCCUAAAAUGUCCCCUUUUCUUUUAUUUUUUUCUUUCAUUCUUUCAUUUAUUUAUUUAUUUUCCGGUGGCAAUUUGUCCUUUCAGUUGCACUUGCAUAUACACAAGUUCAACUAUAUAUACAGCUUUUAUUUUUUUCAAUGUAAUAUUUAUUUAAAUUUUAUAA
Messenger RNA from Gossypium arboreum, 1974 nucleotides. RefSeq names its product actin cytoskeleton-regulatory complex protein PAN1-like. The record is from RefSeq and is a predicted model, not a curated record. NCBI's taxonomy places the organism in Eukaryota, Viridiplantae, Streptophyta, Magnoliopsida, Malvales, Malvaceae. The coding region runs from base 345 to 1796 and encodes 483 amino acids. The transcript has a single exon.